ACGUCACAUGACUUGUCUAACGGCGCUAAGAUGUGAGAGCCGGAGAGGCUGAACAUGGACACUCGGAGCGGACUUUUGACGCACUUUAUUGAGCACUCCACGUGAGGGCUGCUCGUGUCGGCGCGGCGGUUUAACUCGCCGGGUUCAUCUCAAGUGGUUCCGGUCGUCAUUUCCUAACUUUAGCGAUGUAACGGUGGCCGGAAAACACUUUUUCUUCGGUCGUCGUCGCGAUGGCGGAGCGGACUCCUCUCCUCCACUACCGCCUCUCCACCAGCGUCAAUGAAUCCGAGCCGCGGUCACCCGAGUCCGGCCAGGCCCCGGCGCGUCAGCCGGGCGGCCCGCAGCGGCAGAGGUCCGCCCCGCAGCCGCAGCCGAAGAAACUCUCCGUCUUCUUCGGGGUGGUGAUCCCCACCUUGCUGUCGAUGUUCAGCGUGGUGGUGUUCCUCAGAAUAGGAUUCAUGGUGGGCCAGUGCGGACUGUACCAAUCUAUCGCCAUGCUCCUGGUGGCCUACUUCAUCAUCUGCAUGACGGUGCUGUCGGUCUGCGCCAUCUCCACCAACGGAGCCCUGGACGCCGGGGGGGCCUACUACAUGAUCAGCAGAGCGCUGGGCCCCGAGUUCGGCGGCAGCAUCGGCAUCAUGUUCUUCCUGGCCAACGUGUGCGGCAGCGCGCUCUACGUGCUCGGCCUGGUCGAGGCCAUCGUGGCCACCUUCGGCGCGCCGGAAGACGGCUCGGUGGCCACCUCCCCCUUCCAGGUCCUGCCGUCGGGCUACUGGUGGUCUCUGCUCUACGCCACGGGCGUGGCCCUGCUGUGCCUGCUGGUGUGCCUGGUGGGGGCCCACAUCUACGCCAAGGCCACCUUCCUCAUCUUCCUGGUGGUCAUGUUCGUCCUGGGCACCAUCUUCGUCAGCUUCUUCGCCGUGGACCCGCGCGCCAUCGUGCUGCCCGGCUCCGCCUUCAAUCCGCCGGCCAAUGGGACGAGCCCGGCCUUCCCCGCCACCGGCAACUUCACCGGCUUCAAGCUGGACACGCUGCUGGGGAACCUGGGGGCCGACUACGCCCUGGACUACACCACCGACACCGUGAUGACCUUCGCCACCGUCUUCGCCGUCAUGUUCAACGGCUGCACCGGCAUCAUGGCCGGCUCCAAUAUGUCAGGUGACCUGAAGAACCCCAGCUACUCCAUCCCCCGGGGCACCAUCACCGCCGUCAUCUUCACCUUCAUCAUCUACAACCUGCUCAGCAUCCUGGUGGCCUGCUCCUGUGACCGGGUCCUUCUCCAGAGGGAUUACAGCUUCCUGAGGGACAUCAACAUCUGGAACCCGUUCGUCACCGUCGGGGUUUAUUCCUCCACCCUCUCCGCCGCCAUGAGCAACCUGAUCGGAGCCUCGCGCAUCCUCUACGCGCUGGCCAGGGACGACUUGUUUGGUAAGGUGCUGUCUCCGGCGAAGAAGACGUCCCGCAGCGGAAACCCCUGGGUGUCUGUGCUCCUCUCCUGGUUCCUCGUGCAGCUGGUGCUUUUCUCCGGGAAGCUGAACACCAUCGCCAGCAUCGUGACCAUCUUCUUCCUGCUGGUGUACGCGGCCGUGGACCUGGCCUGCCUCGCCCUGGAGUGGGCCUCCGCGCCCAACUUCAGGCCCACCUUCCGUUACUUCACCUGGGACACCUGCGUGCUGGGCAUCGUGGGGUGCGCCGUCCUGAUGUUCCUCAUCAACGCCAUCUACGCCUCGGCCAGCAUCGCCUUCAUGCUGCUGCUGCUGCUGCUGAUCCACUACCUCAGCCCCACCUCCAGCUGGGGCUACAUCAGCCAGGCGCUCAUCUUCCACCAGGUGCGGAAGUACCUGCUGAUGCUGGACGUGAGGAAGGACCACGUUAAGUUCUGGAGGCCUCAAGUCCUGCUGAUGGUGUCCAACCCUCGCAGCAGCGUCGGCCUCAUCAGGUUCAUCAACGACAUCAAGAAGAGCGGCCUCUACGUGUUGGGACACGUGGAGCUCGGAGACCUCAACAAGCUGCCGUCGGACCCCCUGCAGUCCAAGUACGACUCCUGGCUGUCGCUGGUGGACCACCUCAACAUCAAAGCCUUCGUCAACUUGACGCUGGCCGACUCGGUGCGUCACGGCGUCCAGCACCUCCUCUUCAUCUCUGGACUAGGCGGGAUGCGUCCCAACACCCUCGUCCUCGGUUUCUACGACGACGGCCUCCCGAGGGACAAGCUGAUCGAUCCGUUGCUCGCCGCCGGCCAGCCCGCGGACCCCUCAGAAUCCGAGGGGCAGCCCGCCCUCUUCCACUUCUCGACCCUGCGGGGGUCCGGCGACGGGCGGGACCUCGGCGAGUCGGGCGACGGGAAGGUCCUCGGCCCCCAGGAGUACGUGUCCGUCAUCGCCGACGCCAUGAAGAUGCUGAAGAACGUGGUGCUCGCCCGGCACUUCAACGACUUUGACCGCGGCCGCGUCCUCUCCGGGGCCGAAGGGGCGCUGUACGUCGACGUCUGGCCCGUCAACCUGCUGCGCCCCGACAGCUGCAGCUACGUCGACACCUGCUCCCUCUUCCUGCUGCAGCUGGCGUGCAUCCUCAACAUGGUGCGCGCAUGGCGCCGGGCCACGCUCCGCCUCUUCCUGUGCGUGGAGGAGGGGCGGACGGUGAGGGGCUCGGAGCAGAAGCUGGGCCAGCUGCUGAAGGAGCUGCGCAUCAAAGCUCAGGUGUACUCUGUGCCCUGGGACCAGCAGGUGGCGCUCCACUGGCAGCGGCAGGGCGAGUGGGGCAAGAAGCCGCCUCCGCCGCCGCCGUCCCCCGGCGAGGAGAAGGAGCGGCGGGCGGAGCAAGAGGAGGAGAACGACGACCAGUACGCCAACAGCUUCCCGAGCAACGCCACGCGCCUGUCGGACGACUACCUGUCCGCCGUCAACCGGCUGAUCCUGGACUCGGCCCGGCCGCCGCCCGCCGUGCGUUUCCUGUACUUGCCCCGCCCGCCGGCCGACACCCGGCGCUACACCACCUACCUGCAGCAGCUGCAGCUGAUGACGCGGGACCUGGGCCCCACGCUGCUCAUCCACGGGGUCACGCCCGUCAUCACCACGGACCUCUGAGGGGAGGGGCUCUCCGCGGAGGUCGCGCGGUUUGAUGGUGAAACUACUGAAACAUGUUUACGGUGCCAGAAACUACUGUGAUUAUACGCGUAGUGUAUUUUAGGUUUAUUACGUUUAUUAAGAGAUUUUACUGACUCGUGAUCCAGCAGACCAACGAACAGGUGCUAGCUACAGCUAACAUCGGCUAACAUCGGCUAACAUCGGCUAACAUCAGCUAACAUCUGCUAGCAUUAGAGAGCAUCAGCUAACAUCUGCUAGCAUUAGAAAGCAUCAGCUAACAUCUGCUAGCAUUAGAAAGCAUCAGCUAACAUCUGCUAGCAUUAGAGAGCAUCAGCUAACACCUGCUAGCAUUAGAGAGCAUCAGCUAACAUCUGCUAGCAUUAGAGAUUAUCAGCUAACAUCUGCUAGCAUUAGAGAUUAUCAGCUAACAUCUGCUAGCAUUAGAGAGCAUCAGCUAACAUCUGCUAGCAUUAGAAAGCAUCAGCUAACAUCUGCUAGCAUUAGAGAGCAUCAGCUAACAUCUGGUCAGAACGAGUGUCUCGUUUCUCUGUAGAAGUUUUGUAGCAUUUUGUUUGCCGCUCGCUGCGUUGAUGCACUCUGUCGUCUCCGAUGGUUAAACUCUUAUUUUUGUUGGUACAUCGUCAGUUUAUAAACCACCGUUUGGUCGAAUAGAUUUUAUAAUAAAAUAUAUACAUCUAUAUCUUUCUCCCCACCCAGAUUGUUUUUACGUCGCUCAGUGGAGGCGGGGCGUUGCCAUGGCAAUCAGUUUGGAAUUACAAUGAAGCAUCAGAACGAUGUCAGUCGCGGGUUUUAUUAUAAGAUAAAUGAUCUUUCAGUCUCAAUCGUGGUGACAAUGUACCUGCAGGAAAGGGGCGGAGCUUUGACUGUUUGCACACUACACACCUGGACACGCCGUCAGUCACUACAUCGCCAACCGCUGUCCUGAGAAGCACAAACAACAACAACAAUGAUGAGGACUCGUUGGAGUGAUGAAAUGCUCAAAUGUAUCUGUAGUUUAGAAGAUGGAAUCUGAUGUGACGUGAACAAAGAAUUAAACGGUUUGUAUUGUG
This is a messenger RNA of Gasterosteus aculeatus aculeatus (three-spined stickleback), 4156 nucleotides long. RefSeq names its product zgc:153039. Lineage: Eukaryota; Metazoa; Chordata; Actinopteri; Perciformes; Gasterosteidae. The record is from RefSeq and is a predicted model, not a curated record. Gene Ontology annotation, molecular function: potassium:chloride symporter activity. Gene Ontology annotation, biological process: cell volume homeostasis; chloride ion homeostasis; potassium ion homeostasis. Gene Ontology annotation, cellular component: membrane.